CUGUAAUCAACAACUUUAGUUAGCGGUGUUUCAUCAGACUGAUCGGGAGAAGUGAAUUGUAACCUCUCACAAGUUAUAAGUAAUUCUAUCGAAUAAAUAACAUUUUUGUGCGUUGUGAUCAAAAUUGGAAACGAUGCGUUUGGCGACAGCGAUGAAUUCCAAGCUUCUGCCUGUUUUCCGACAUCGAAUGACGAAUAUUCGAUCUUACUCCAGAAAUCACCGUGUAGAUCAUGACGAGUUAUCGGUAUAUUUACGACCGCAAUUUAGAAGAAUAAAAAUUAUUGAAUCUCAUGGAAUGUUUGCCAGAAAUAUUCACAGUCGUCGACAAAAUGCAGCUGUUAUUCCAGUCAGAUUCUUUGCAACUAAAAGAUCUGACAAGGAUGCAACAAAUGGAAACAAUGAAGAUUAUUUAAGUGAUCCACCGUCAUUACCAGCUACCGUUGUUGUACCAGAAGUUUGGCCUCAUGUACCUGUUAUUGCAAUUAAUAGAAAUCCAGUAUUUCCAAGAUUUAUAAAACUUAUUGAACUGACUAAUCCAAUUCUCAUAGAUUUAAUUCGUAGAAAAGUCAAAUUAAAUCAACCUUAUGUUGGAAUCUUUUUAAAGAAAACAGAAGAAAAUGAAGCAGAAGUUGUACAAAAUUUAGAUGAAGUUUAUUCUGUUGGAACAUUUGCACAAAUACAUGAAGUUCAAGAUCUAGGCAAUCGAUUAAGAUUAGUUGUAAUGGCCCAUAGAAGAAUUAAAAUUGUUGGUCAAAUUUUAGAAGACCUUGAAAAACCUGCCUCUGACGAAUUAGUUACGGGUGCUAAACCAAGUCGUAGAUCUCUUCUACGUAAAAAAAUGGAACAAAAGGUGGUAGAGCCAGAAAGAGUACAGAAAGUUGAAGCAGAAAUAAUUACUCCUGAAAACAAAAAUACUGUUCCUGAAAAUAAAGAGGCAGUAACGGAAAAAAGUGGGGAAAAAGUUGGUCCUGUAGAAACUCCACCUCAAGCUAAUUCUAAUUCUCCUCAGCCUUUAUUAAUGGUAGAGGUUGUAAAUAUUACACAUGAGAAAUUUCGGCAAACUGAAGAAAUUAAGGCUCUAACUCAGGAGUUAAUUAAAACAAUUCGGGAUAUAAUAAGUAUGAAUCCGUUGUACCGUGAAUCCUUGCAACAAAUGUUACAUCAAGGUCAAAGAGUUGUAGAUAAUCCAGUUUAUCUAAGUGACUUGGGUGCAGCUUUGACAGGAGCAGAUGCACAAGAGUUACAACAAGUAUUGGAAGAAAUGGAUAUAUUAAAAAGAUUAAGAUUAUCACUUGCACUUCUAAAGAAAGAAUAUGAAUUAAGUAAACUUCAACAAAAGAUUGGUAGAGAAGUUGAGGAAAAGGUUAAACAGCAGCACCGAAAGUAUAUUCUUCAUGAACAAUUAAAAGUUAUUAAGAAAGAAUUGGGAUUAGAGAAAGAUGAUAAAGAUGCAAUAGCAGAAAAGUACCGAGAACGAAUAAGAGAGAAAACAGUUCCAAAAGUAGUAAUGGAUGUACUUGAAGAAGAAUUAAAUAAAUUAAAUUUCUUGGAAAGUCAUAGUAGUGAAUUUAAUGUGACCAGAAAUUAUUUGGAUUGGCUUACUUCUAUGCCGUGGGGUGUAACCAGUGCUGAAAACUUAAAUCUUCAACAAGCAAUUGAAAUUUUAGAUAAAGAUCAUUAUGGAAUGGAGGAUAUAAAAAAGCGAAUUUUAGAGUUUAUUGCUGUUAGCCAGUUGAAAGGAUCAACGCAAGGAAAAAUAUUAUGUUUCCAUGGUCCACCGGGUGUUGGCAAAACGUCAAUAGCCAAAUCAAUUUCUCGUGCGCUUAAUAGAGAGUACUUUAGAUUUAGCGUUGGUGGUAUGACAGAUGUAGCAGAAAUCAAAGGACAUAGAAGAACUUACGUGGGUGCUAUGCCUGGCAAAGUUAUUCAAUGUUUAAAAAAAACCAAGACUGAGAAUCCAUUGAUUCUUAUAGACGAAGUUGAUAAAAUUGGAAAAGGUCAUCAAGGAGAUCCAGCUUCUGCUCUUCUUGAAAUGUUAGAUCCAGAACAGAACGCAAAUUUCCUGGAUCAUUAUUUGGAUGUACCCGUUGAUUUAUCUAAAGUUCUUUUCAUUUGUACGGCAAACGUAAUUGAUACUAUUCCAGAACCUUUGAGAGAUCGUAUGGAGAUGAUAGAUAUGUCAGGUUAUGUAGCAGAAGAAAAACUUGCGAUCGCUAAGCAAUACUUAGUGCCGCAGGCUAUGAACGAUUCGGGUCUUACUAAGGAUCAAAUCGAAAUUGGAGAUAAUGCACUUCAUUUGUUAAUUAAGUCUUAUUGCCGUGAAUCCGGGGUACGAAGUCUUCAAAAACACAUAGAAAAAGUUCAUCGGAAAGUAGCAUUCAAAGUAGUCAAGAAAGAAUCAGAAAAAAUUAAUGUGACUGCAGAAAAUUUACACGAGUUUGUAGGAAAACCCGUAUUUACACAUGACAGAAUGUAUGAUAGUACACCACCUGGUGUGGUCAUGGGUCUUGCAUGGACUGCCAUGGGCGGUUCUACUUUAUUUAUUGAAACAACAAUUAGAAAACCAUUGAUAUCUGGAAAAUCAGAAGGCAGUUUUGAAGUUACUGGUCAUUUAGGUGAUGUAAUGAAAGAGUCUAUCCAAAUAGCGCUAACAGUUUCAAGAAACUUUUUAAAACUAAAAGAACCAUCUAAUACGUUUUUGUAUGAUUCUCAUUUACACUUACACGUACCUGAAGGUGCCACUCCAAAAGAUGGUCCAAGUGCAGGUAUUACAAUUGCGAUAGCAUUAAUUUCACUUGCUAAAAAUAAAGCAAUUAGGCAGAACGUUGCAAUGACGGGAGAACUUAGUCUCAUGGGUAGAGUUCUUCCUGUUGGUGGUAUUAAAGAGAAAAUAAUUGCUGCCAAACGAGUUGGUGUGAACUGUGUAAUUUUACCUGAAGAAAAUAAGAAAGAUUUUAAUGACUUAGCUAAAUAUAUCACGGAUGGUCUUGAAGUUCACUUUGCUACAACUUUUGAAGAUGUAUACCGUAUAUGUUUUGAAACAGAACAAGCUGAUCAACUUCAAUAUCCGAAAUUAAAUGUUAAUAUUUCAACUGCACAAAGUGCACCACUUCUGAGUAAAAAAGACUGAAUUGUUCAAAGAUUGAGUACUUACAUAUUUUAAAAGCUGAUUAGCCUACAAUUUUACACAUCUAUAGCCCAUUUGAAACAUCUGGAUACAUAAAACGAUUAAACAAUUUAUUUUCACAAA
Messenger RNA from Osmia lignaria (orchard mason bee), 3250 nucleotides. It is a transcript of the gene Lon, whose product is annotated as lon protease homolog, mitochondrial. Lineage: Eukaryota; Metazoa; Arthropoda; Insecta; Hymenoptera; Megachilidae. Gene Ontology annotation, molecular function: serine-type endopeptidase activity; ATP hydrolysis activity; ATP-dependent peptidase activity. The record is from RefSeq and is a predicted model, not a curated record. Gene Ontology annotation, biological process: protein quality control for misfolded or incompletely synthesized proteins; chaperone-mediated protein complex assembly; protein catabolic process. Gene Ontology annotation, cellular component: mitochondrial matrix.